Ostrinia furnacalis (Asian corn borer) is the source of this 1575-nucleotide messenger RNA. RefSeq names its product atrial natriuretic peptide receptor 2. Bases 1 to 1419 code for a protein of 472 amino acids. The record is from RefSeq and is a predicted model, not a curated record. Gene Ontology annotation, biological process: receptor guanylyl cyclase signaling pathway; intracellular signal transduction; cGMP biosynthetic process. Gene Ontology annotation, molecular function: guanylate cyclase activity; adenylate cyclase activity; peptide receptor activity. The transcript has 7 exons. Gene Ontology annotation, cellular component: plasma membrane. Lineage: Eukaryota; Metazoa; Arthropoda; Insecta; Lepidoptera; Crambidae.
AUGCGGGGGCCUUGCCCUUGCCGGUUACUACUUGUCGCUCUACUGGAAGACAAGAUUAAACGCAGUGCAGAGAUGCGCAACCGCGGCACGUCCCCGCUUUCGGCGUCGCCAAGACAGUCCCUCACGGGAGAACCUCCCUGGACCCUCCCAGACGACGACCGGCCUGACUUCUCCGCACUCAAGGAAAACAUACACAAGAUCAACAAGGACUGCGAGACAUCAACCCGUCUGGACAUGUUGCUGACCCAGGUGGAGCAGUACGCGAACAAUCUAGAGGCUUUGGUUGAGGAACGCACCUCCGACUACCUCGAGGAGAAGAGGAAAUGUGAGGAGUUACUGUACCAGUUGUUGCCCAAGUCAGUGGCCUCCCAGCUCAUCAUGGGCCAGCCAGUCAUGGCGGAGACGUAUGACCAGGUCACCAUCUACUUCAGCGACAUCAUCGGCUUCACACAACUGUCAGCUGAGUCCACACCACUGGAGGUCGUUGACCUGUUGAACGAUCUUUACACCAGCUUCGACUCUAUCAUUGAGAACUUUGACGUUUAUAAGGUGGAGACAAUAGGCGACGCGUACAUGGUGGUGUCAGGGCUCCCGAUGCGCAAUGGUAACCGCCACGCGGCGGAGAUCGCGCGCAUGUCACUGGCUCUGCUGAAUGCUGUGAGGGUGAAGACAGUGCCGCACCGGCCUGGGGAGCGGCUGCUGCUGAGGAUUGGGAUGCACACGGGGCCAUGCGUAGCUGGUGUAGUUGGCCUGAAGAUGCCACGCUACUGCCUGUUCGGGGACACGGUGAACACAGCCUCCAGGAUGGAGUCCCAUGGAGAGGCGCUGAAGAUUCACGUCAGCCCGAAGACCAAGGAGGUUCUGGACCUAUACGACUGCUUUGAGUUGGAGUGCCGUGGAGAGAUCACCAUGAAGGGAAAAGGAAAAAUGACAACAUACUGGCUCAUCGGAGAGAAACCAAUCAACUCCGAAUACACAUAUGAAAAGACCAACCACGUUCAAAACGUGGUCGUCAGCAACCCCAGCAUCACAUUCCAAGGUCCUGACAGCCCUGCCUCUCACUCCCUCACCCAAAGCCACAGCCCUGAACGGACCAACGACAAAGAAACCAGCAACCACAGGCCUCUCGAAAUACAAAGCGAGAGAGAUCGCAUCAAACAUGAAAUAGCUACUUUCGUCGCUAAGGACCUCAUCAACAACAUUGAUAAUGCUGUCAGGGAAUUCAGGAAGUCACAAAGCGCAAAUUUCCCUGUCAAACCACUCUGCAAUGGUAAUGACAAAGGCCUAAUUACACCGACUUACGACAAGGAAUUAGUCAUAAGCAAAGGAAAAGUGCGAGACGUCGUGAACAGAUUCAACAGUUGCGUCAUUAAUGACAGCCCCAACAAAAGCAAGAAAGUCAUGAAGGUUGAAGACUGAAGGAUUUAUAUCGGUCUAAUGUUUGACGCCAGGUUAAGGUGUAUUCACAUUGCUACGGGGCGUACGCGGGGCGUCCACGCUCAAACAUUUUUUUUUUACAAACAGAGCGUCCUCGGGUUUGAACAACAAGAAUAAAAUAAGAAUAAAACACGUACA